GAAUCAAGAAAAGACUCCCAUCAAAAAUCAUACUUCGCCGGUUGACACAAAAAGGAAGAAAGUCCUGCUACCAAUCUCUCGAACUCUUAAAAUGGCGUCCUCUGCUCGCCCAAUCCAAUCAGUUUCGACCUUGGACCUGUAUAAUCGCUGGGCACAAGUAAGUCAAUCAUUGAUAUCAGUUUCAAAAACCAGAUAAAGAAUCUCAGAUCCCAAUCCAGAGCCCUCAAACUUCUCACUUACACGCCCCAGGUCUACGACACAGACGGCAACAUCCUCCAAGCAAUCGACGACCUUCUCAUCCCAGACUUUCUCACUCAAGCAUUUCAAAUCCUAUUACCAGAUGGCCCAGACACAAAAUUCCUAACACCAAUAACAACCACAGAACUCGGCUGCGGAACCGGCCGCAACACCCUCAAACUCCUUCACCCCUCCCUCCCCAUCCCUAUCCGCACCAUCAACGCCCUAGACCUCUCCCCCGCAAUGCUAACAAUAGCCACCCAACGAACCACCUCCUUCCUUUCUUCCCUCCCUAAAGAUCACACCAAACCAAUGAUAAACUUCCAAGAAUUCAACGCCCUCUCUCCACCCCCCUCUCUCCUCAACGAUAUAAAAGCAAACGCCGACCUGGUCCUCUCAACCUUAGUCCUCGAACACCUCCCUUUGUCCCUCUUUUUCCGUACUUGUAAGCAAUUUUUGAGACCGGGAGGAGUGUUGGUGAUGAGUAACAUGCAUGCUGAGAUGGGGAAGCGGAGUCAGGCUGGGUUUUUGAGUGAGGAGGGGGUGAAGGUCCAGGGGGAGAGUUUUGUAUAUGAGGUUGAGGAGGUUGUUGGGGUUGCUAGGGAGGAGGGGUUUAGUAUCUUGGGAGAGGUGAAGGAGAGGGGUGUUGAGGAGGGGGAUUUGGGGGGUGUUGUUGGGGAGAGGGGAUGGAAGUGGGUUGGUGUUGAUGUUUGGUUUGGGGGUGUUUUUAGGUUUGGGGGANGGGGGAUUUGGGGGGUGUUGUUGGGGAGAGGGGAUGGAAGUGGGUUGGUGUUGAUGUUUGGUUUGGGGGUGUUUUUAGGUUUGGGGGAGGUGGUGGGGAUGGGAUGUCAGGAGGGG
Messenger RNA from Hymenoscyphus albidus, 1095 nucleotides. NCBI's taxonomy places the organism in Eukaryota, Fungi, Ascomycota, Leotiomycetes, Helotiales, Helotiaceae. The record is from the annotation of a GenBank genome assembly.